This is a messenger RNA of Penaeus vannamei (Pacific white shrimp), 8031 nucleotides long. Lineage: Eukaryota; Metazoa; Arthropoda; Malacostraca; Decapoda; Penaeidae. The record is from RefSeq and is a predicted model, not a curated record.
UUUGGGUAAUGUUUGUGUGUUUAUUUUUGGACGACACAGUAUGUCCUAGUCUAUAGUACGUCCACAUUUAACAGUGUAAAUAUGGUGUAUUUCACGUGAUAUUGUCCCAAAGUCAAUCAGAUACGGUAUUUUAACCUCCCGUGUGUUUUAUCGACGGUGACACGUUAUGAAUUUAGUGUAAGGUUAGAUGUCAUACCUGCAAAUGGUUCCUUAGUCAACAUCACUUAAACAGGACAGAAGUUAUCUGAAUUUGGACCGUCAGUCGGCACCCAGCAAGACCCCAUUGCAAAUUCGUAGAUAGGCUAUAAGCUGCUCUUGUGUUAUGAUUAAACGCGAGGAAUUUGAAUAGUUUUGGGCACAUGGACAAGAGGUCACGUGGGAUGGCGUGCAGGACGACCUCGCGAGUCAGUGAGUUGAGGCUCAGAACUGGAGAGUAACAGGGAUGUGGUCACCUCUUUGGCUAGAAUGGAAAGCAAACACAAGAAAAAGGGUGAGGCCGCAGUGGGCGCUGGCGGUAGCAAUAGUUCUGUUUCUGUCACCAGUACACACACUUCUGUUGACUCACAUACUUCAACAGUCUGUUCUUCGUCUCUCACCUGCUCAACAGUCACAAGUAAGAAGGAAUUUCUGGAUGGGAGACUUACACAAACCGGGGCUCAGGACACCUCUCGAAAUAACUUUGACCAAGAGGGAAACAGAGGUAAUGUCAGGUUAGAACGAACGGCAGGCGAUGGGACGCAAGUAGGAAUCAGUGACUCAGGACGAGCGAAAAGCGAAAGCAAAGAUGUCGGUGGCCGAGGCACGCACGCCUACCCUGGCGACUCACCGCUUAGGAAAUCCACGACCCCCUCAGGUACGCCCGAGAGCGUGUUGCGAAGGGCCCAGCACGGAGAGCCUGGGAUCCAGACUCCCUUUUCCCCGCUGCGGUGCGAAGGACAGACGAACGCUGGCGAAAGGAUUGGUGCCACUAAGACGAGUACUGCCCCCUGUGAUAUGGCCAAAUUAUCUAGUCAGUAUGCAGCCCGACAGAAACAGAAAUCCAAUGGCUUUCUAAAUAUAUUCAAAUGGUUUAGAAAUCGAGACAAAAGAAGGUUUGGUUCUGUUGACAAGAUUAGCAUUAACAGCAGUGAAAGUCUUAGUAGCUUGACCAGUGCGACGAGUAGUUUUGCUUACAUACCCAUUAUGAGAAGCAAAAGUGCUGGUAACCAGAAGGAAAUUUUAACUCCUUGCAGUAUACAAUCUCAGGCUGUUACUUCGCGCAAGUAUAAACUCUUUUCCAAAGAAUCUUCUCUUAGCAGAUUAAAGUCAGACUCUAAGAGAAACAGUCGAGUCUCUGCCAUAAGUGGUUCAUCCGUCGACUCAUCCGUGAGAGAAGGCUCGUCAAGACCCUCAUCCAUGCGAAAGAAGAGGCCUGCGCCUCAGCCACCUGGUUCGCCCAAGUCAAGCGAAUCUGGAUCCAUAAAAAGCUACACCAGUUUGCCUUCCAGGGACCUCAUACCGGUUACUGGUUCUACGGCAGAUGUUCCGGAAGGGAGGAGGCUUCAGAAGUCAAAAAGUGAAGGGCUGAUUUGCAGAAAGACUAAAAGAAGAGCACCGCCUCCUCCCGUGCAAGCAGUCGCUCAGAGAUUUAAGGAAGAGAACCAAGACAAAAGAGCAGAAUCAGAGAAAGGGGUGAAACUCCACUCUGCUGACGGGUCUAGUUCAGGUGGUCGACCAACCGAUAGUGUUUCUAGCACCAGUUCAUUAUCUCAGUCCUUGUCCUCAAUUUCCACACUUCAGUCCCACAGCAGCAGUGCGAAUUCUGCUCUCCACAGUACUGUUAGAUCUACAUCUAGCUCAUGUGUUUCUGAUGACAGUAAAUCCACUCUCACACCUCGUCCUUGGUAUAAGAGGAAAAAGAAGGAAAAUGACAGCAAAGAGCCCAAGACGUCAGUGAAAAAGGAAAAAGUCUACGAUAGUUGGAUGCCUGAAAUCCAGUUCUCGCGGAAGCUGAACCUAACGGGAACUUUUCAGAAAAACAAAAAUAAAACUGAUGCCAAAGAAUCUCCCACAAAAACAAAAGAAGAGGAAAAGAAAGAAAAGAGGCAGUCACAAGUCUCUCUGUUGGCAAGCAUAAGUGAGCUGGACAGAGCUGCUUCGGAACAAAUGCAGCGGGAAUUAGAGGAAAAAAGGGCGCAGAAAGCUGAUUACGAUAGUAAGUUUUACAAGGCAAGUGAACCACGUAUUCUCACACAAAGGGAUUUCUUGCCCGGACAAGAACACUCUGCUUCAACUGGCCAAGAAGAAUCUGGUCCUUCAAGGCUAUGGUAUGUGGGAAGAAAUGAAAGCCAAGACAACUACCCUAAAAAUGAACCUGUCGGUACGCUACCUGAGAGCUACUCCAAGCAGUCUACGCUCAGAGUGGAGAAAAUUAAUGGUAAUCAUUCCUUAGACGACAACUACAGUGGGAACGAUUUAUUCCCCCUGGAUUUAGAAAGUCUACGAAAUUCUUUGGAGUGUGAUAGUUUACCUGAUCUAUUUACAGGCAGUCCAGAGCCACCUAGUUCCCCUGGUCGAGCGCGGGAAUCGCCCUUGCAGAGAGCUGUCAUUGAUGCCGAGUUAUUCUAUCAGCUUGCCAAAGACUCGAGAACCUCUGUUGACGUUAAGCCUAAAAACUCGCCAAAUGCUUUACGCCGCGUGGAAAACCGAAAGCAGACAAGGGGCGAAGAGAGUGAAGAGGAAAACCCCGGGCUGGACUUAUCUGAUGUGUUUGGUCCUUUUCGCAGACAGAGCAAGAAUUUCGGACUCAGAAUGAACAAUUUCUUUUCCCCUGAUGUGUCUACUAUUCUGGAAACAUCCGAGUCCAUGACAUCGACUGCGACAACACCAGGAGAUGAAAUAUACGAGGAUGUGUCCAUGCCAAUGUCGGUCGCCGGGAGAAGGAAAACUGACUCCUUGCACGAAGAGGCGAUCAGCGAAGCGAACUAUGAAUUCCGGCUGAAUUCUUCCGAUGCCAGAGAGAUCAUACAGGAGAUAGCAGACGUGCGAGAAGAAAUCGAAAACAUCAGAAAACAGGAAGAAGAAGAAGCUAUAAGAUAUUCAGAUAAGAGGAGAGCAAACAAGAUAAAAGCUGAAUUGUCCUUUUUCAGAGACAGAGAAUGCUUUGAUUUCUGGCAGGGCAAAGCAACCUCCGGUAAUGUGCCGCCAAUGCCUAUUGAAAUUAAUGAAAACAAUGAGCGCAAACUGAAGUGGGUCUGUGAAACUUGCACAUUGAUAAAUCUUCCAUGGAGACUGCAGUGCGAGGCGUGCAUGAAGAGAAGACCAUCAAAUCCCAAACGAGUGGAUGAAGAUGGGAAAUCCGUGUCAUCGGAGCAUCUGAGUUCCCCUCACACGGGCUCGAGUGAGAGUCCAGUAACAGUGAUUCACGAAGACGGUGCGAACGCGAGGACACCAAAUAUUACUGGAGAAGAGGCUGCUGGCAACGAGGGUGUGUCGCCUACUAGAGACCAGGAUCCUACAGGAAAAAACAGAAGGGACAUCAAUUGGGAAGUAGAGCUACAGAAAUAUUUCAGAACUUUUGAUGAACACGUAAGGAACCAGAAUGACCCGACAGACGGGGGGGAAUAUCGUCCAGUUCCGGAAGAGGCGAAUCUACCACAAGCAGAGGCGUCAUAUGGUAAAAUAUCAAGAAGUAGUAGCGCUCAGAAUGCCUUUUCUGCCUCAGGCUCUGGAGAAAAGCAGCAGGGUGCAAAACCAAAGACAAAGAAAUUUGGAAGCGCUUUCACCGAAGAGGAAAUAAGGGCGUCUUAUGAAUUAUUUCACAUGAAAGUAGUUGCUAGUGGGAACGCUGCAAAGGAUAUAGAUAUAGAUGAAGUUAGGAAAUUAAGACUCGCUAAAUUUCAAGAAGGAAGCGAGUCAGAACCAGUGAACAACGAAACAAAUAUCGCUGAUCAGGAAGUUAAAAAAAACACCAAAGAAAAAAAGAAAACCAAGAAUAAGAAUAAAAACAAAAAUACCGAGGAAAAUGGAUGUAGCUCAAGAAACAAUGAUCAGAUAGUCGCGCAAAAUUCCCAAGAAAGUCCAAGAAGCGAGGAGAAGAGCAGGACGCCAGAGGAAGCAGACAAAACUUUCUAUGCCAAAAGCUACACCAAACCUCAGGUAAUGAAACCUAGCGGUGCCGUAAGGAGUGCGAUUAGUGUUUUCAAUCAGAUGGAACAGAUAUGCCAAAUAAGCAAAGAAAAGCCAAAAGUUACUCGUCGAAGAUCAUUUGGAAAUGUCAGCGGCAGGGCACAGUUAUUUGAAAGCUUCAACUCGGGAAGCAACAGCCCAGAACUGCCGAGGUCGCAGAAGGUCAUGAAGGAAGUUCCUAAGCCUUAUCAAAAAGUAGAAAUAUUGAAAGACAAGGACAUUGUUUCUGCCAUUGCGAAAUUCGACGAAAUGGCAGCCCUGGCGGAAAUAGAGAAAAUAGAGAAGCAUAGAGUGAAGAAUGAGACCCCAAAGAAAAAGCCAUGGACCCCCAGCGUCUUCUCAGUAACUGCCACAAAAACCUCAACCUCUGUCACGAACACGACUUCCAAUGCAAACUUCCAAAACAGUACAGUUCAGACUAAUAAUACAAAGUGUAGUGUAGCUUCUGCUAGCAGUCUUGAAAACACGGAAAGUUCAGAGGCACUCAUCAAGGGAGGAAUUCUGUACACCGAACAGAGAAAGCGGUCAAUGUCCAUAGGUUCAGGAACUUUUGAACUCAUUGAAGCCAAAGACUUUGAGAACAUUGAAGCUCAACACAGUGAAUCCUUGCUAUCCACAGCCAGUGGCAUAUCAGACCUUCCUGGUGCCUCGGCUGACGUUAGUGCCACCAAUGGGCCCACUUCAGUCUUAAAUCCCAGAGCUGAACAAACCUCCCGUUCUAAUACAGUAGCUUUAGUUCCCAAAUCAGAAAGCGUGGAUGAAUGGAAGAGAGAUAUAGAGAAUAAAGAAUUGGAGAGACUGAGUCAUCAGCUUACAGGCCCUGACGGCAUUGCCAACUUCAAAGCCAACUUGAGGGUCGAGGAGCAGUCGCUGGGCCACACCAACACCCUCAACAUCAACCGGCUCCUGAAGAAGCUCGAGACGGCCAUCUCCCGGGGCGACCACGCCAAGGCGGCCCAACUCGCGCACGAACUCGCCGAGCUCAAAAUAUCCUGUUCUGUGAUACGCAACAAGAGGAACACGAGCAGCGAGAGCACAGCCAGCCAGGACGAGGCCUCCGUCGUGUCCUUCAAGACGACCCAGUCCAGCAUCAGGCCCAAUUCCCUGGUAUUCGAGGACCGAAGUGCGCUCUCCUCCCUUCAUCCGAACGCCGAGGGGGUCGAGGCGACGACGCCGUCCAACGUGUCCGAAUGCUUCUACGACGCUUCGGAGCGCUUCGAGAACGAGAACAUCGACGCGAAUGAGUAUAUUUACGAGUAUGAGAAUGAGAACUUCGUGUACCAGGAGGACGCGGCGUCGGAUUUCCUCCCCGACGCGAGGAAGGGAGACAGGAAGCCAUCGGAAGUCGUAAAUAAGGAAAUGACAACGACCUCAUCCGCACCGCAGCCGACGCCGCCAGCCCAGGUCGAAGCCGCGUCGAAUGCGAGUCCGACGCCGAGCCGGAGGGGAGUCCGCGUCGACCCCGCGAGGAGGGAAGUCAAGUCGGACAACAUCAGCAAACUGGCGGAUGAGUCGUCCGUCGAAGUCAAGGAUGCCAGAAACGCACCUUUGCCUUUCACAGUGAAGAUGUACGUCGAGGACAAAAACAGCCACCAAGGACCCAUCUCCUUCAGUGUUGUCUCCACGAUGACUGUGGGCGAACUAAGAGAAAAGGUUUACCAGAACUUCGGGUUCCCGCCCCACGUGCAGCGGUGGAUCCUGGGCAAGCGGCUGGCAGACGACGACUCCAGCAGCCUCGAGCAGCACAAGGUCACGUCGGAGGGCUGCCCGAUCUUCCUGUACCUCGUGGCGCCCCAAGCGGAGACCCAGGACAAGACGUACCAGGCCCCGCGGAGGACGGAGUACUCGUACGCCGACGCCCUCUCGAACGCCGUGGCUCCUCCUCCGCCCGCGAGGAGCCUUAGAGAGGAAUGCGACGAGGUCAUCUACGAGAAUAUCUGUUCGGAGAGGGAGGACUACGAGGCUCCGGCGAGGAGCGAAGCCGCGAGGCCGAAGCCGGUGCCACAGCUCCGGCAAAUGCAGGAAGUGAAAUACGCCCCCGUGUCUCAGAAGGUCGAGAUUCGUUCGAAUGUGAAUGGCGUGGCUAAGACGCGUCGCGGGUCUGAUUCGUCUUAUGGUGGCGUGUAUCAGAAGCAAAACGUCGCGCAGGUAAUCCAGUUUGGAAAGGCUCACCCGCCAGCGAAGAAGACGGAGGAGACGCUGCUGCAGCCGACGAAGGCGACGAAGAGGGAAACGACGGAGAUGACCAUACAGCUGCAGGCCCCGCAGCAGCAACAGCAGCAGCAGCAGCGACUACAACAGCAGCAGGAACAGCAACGACAACUACAACAGCAACAAUUAUUACUACAAGAACAACAGCUAUUAUUACAAAAACAGCAACAGGAACAGCAGCUAUUACUACAGAAACAGCAACAGCAGCAGUACCGACAACAGCAGCAGCAGCCCCAACAGCCAGCGGCAGCGAAGCCCGAGCCAUCCGCACUGAGCCCGCCAUUGCAGUUUCCAACCCAAAAGAAAACGGAAAAAAUACCCGACAGAUCGGAGCCACUCACGAACGCAAGACAGCCGCAGCAGAAAGGGACACAGCAAGCACAGCAGCCGACGCAAAUCGCCGUUUCUGCCCCCCAGCCGCCCGGCAGCACAGCAGAGGCGGUCGACACCAGCAAGCAGCAAGCCAAAGCAGACGGCAGCGUCGCCAAGAAGAAGUCGGCGCAGAAAGGCUCUUCCCCGAAGCAGAAGCAGAAGCGGGCGCAGCAGCCGGCCAAACCGCAACCAACCCCGCCCAAGGAGCAGCCUGUAGCGCAAGCCCCGUCGCCAAGCCAAGCCCAGGCAGCGACCCAAGCGCAAGCACCCGCCCCGGAGACUCCACCGGCCAAGUCCCCAACGACGGCGAGGGAGGAGAGCCCGGGAGACGCCAAGACCCUGAUGGCGAAAGUCCACGGCUGGAUGUGCCCGACCUGCACCCUCGUCAACCGGUGGGAGCGCCCCGGGUGCGAGGCGUGCGCGACCGAGAGGCCGGGCUCGGAGCCCCUGGGGAAGGGCGCGGCGGCGGAAAAGGUACAGGAGGCUUCGAGUGUUGUGCAGGUUCGGGCUUGGGCCGCCGUCGUGUCCGCCCUCGAGCGCCAGGGGUUCGUGCCCAACCGGGAGGCCUUCGAGUGCCGGAUCUGCUUCCUCGACUUCGACGUGGGCGAAGGGGCGGUUCUGAGGGACUGCCUCCACACCUUCUGCCGGGAGUGUUUAGCCAACGCCAUAAAGUAUUCUGACACGGCCAUGGUCAAGUGCCCGUACAGAGACGACCAGUACUCCUGUGAUUCUUCUCUGCAGGACAGAGAAAUUAAAGCUCUGGUGACCCCCCAAGAAUACGAGAAGCACUUGGCCAAGUCGGUGAAACAGGCCGAAGGAGCGAUGGAGAACGUGUACCACUGCAAGACGCCAGACUGCCCCGGGUUCUGCCAGUACGAGGACAACGUCAAUAUAUUCCAGUGUGAAGUCUGCAAGAAGGUCAAUUGCCUCACGUGUCAGGAUAUGAUACGGCGCGGAGAUGGCCUGCCGUGUCCGAAAUGCUCGGUGAUGCUGGUCAGGAAGUGGGGCUGCGACUGGAUGCGGUGUCCCAUGUGUCGCACGGAGAUCUGCUGGGUCACGCGGGGUCCCAGAUGGGGUCCUGGGGGCCCCGGCGAUGUUUCAGGGGGCUGCAAGUGCGGUAUACGAGGCCAAAAGUGUCACCCGAAGUGCACUUACUGCCAUUAGGAUUACGUCAUCAGUUUACCCUCUGCCAAUUCUUUCUUUUUUUUUAAAUCGCUUUUUGUAUUGCUUCCUCGAAGGAGCACACUCUCUAUGUAUACAUAAAAAAAUGCUUAUUUCCUA